This is a messenger RNA of Clonostachys byssicola, 438 nucleotides long. The record is from the annotation of a GenBank genome assembly. Lineage: Eukaryota; Fungi; Ascomycota; Sordariomycetes; Hypocreales; Bionectriaceae.
AUGGCUGGAGGCAAACCCCGUGGUCUUAACGCCGCACGAAAGUUGCGAACCAACCGCAAGGACCAGAAAUGGGCCGAUCUUCACUGGAAGCGCCGUGCUCUCGGUACUGCCUUCAAGUCCUCUCCCUUCGGUGGUUCCUCUCACGCCAAGGGCAUUGUCCUGGAGAAGGUCGGUGUUGAGGCCAAGCAGCCCAACUCCGCUAUCCGAAAGUGCGUUCGUGUUCAGUUGAUCAAGAACGGCAAGAAGGUCACUGCUUUCGUCCCCAACGACGGUUGCCUGAACUUCGUGGACGAGAACGACGAGGUCCUCCUGGCCGGUUUCGGUCGCAAGGGCAAGGCCAAGGGUGAUAUUCCCGGUGUGCGAUUCAAGGUUGUCAAGGUCUCUGGUGUCGGUCUGCUCGCUCUGUGGAAGGAGAAGAAGGAGAAGCCCCGCUCUUAA